Messenger RNA from Nicotiana attenuata, 2050 nucleotides. RefSeq names its product delta-1-pyrroline-5-carboxylate dehydrogenase 12A1, mitochondrial. Gene Ontology annotation, molecular function: aldehyde dehydrogenase (NAD+) activity; L-glutamate gamma-semialdehyde dehydrogenase (NAD+) activity. The transcript has 16 exons. Bases 124 to 1773 code for a protein of 549 amino acids. Lineage: Eukaryota; Viridiplantae; Streptophyta; Magnoliopsida; Solanales; Solanaceae. Gene Ontology annotation, cellular component: mitochondrion. The record is from RefSeq and is a predicted model, not a curated record.
AAACAAAAAGUACAUAAACUUUUACCUACUUUGUACUCAUUUCCGCAUCUAAUACUUCUUUAACCUAAUUAUAUAAGCUGUAUAAUCAGUGGCUCUAUCACUCUCUACUCAAUUCUAAUCAUCAUGUAUCGAGUAGCCGCAUACAGGCAGUUGAAGAAUAGAGUUUCUUGGAUCAGUUCAUUCAAUUCUGCCAGAUCAAAUCAUACUUUGCCCUUUGCUACGGUAAAAGCUGAAGAAAUAUCAGGCUCUCAACCUGCUGAAGUCCACAACUUGGUGCAGGGGAAGUGGACAGGAUCUUCUAGUUGGAAUACAAUAGUGGAUCCCUUGAAUGGGCAACCAUUCAUUAAAGUUGCAGAAGUAGAUGAAUCAGAAUUGCAGCUAUUUGUGGAGAGCUUGUCCAAGUGCCCGAAACAUGGUCUACAUAAUCCAUUCAAAGCACCAGAAAGGUACCUAAUGCUUGGAGACGUAUCUACAAAAGCAGCUCAUAUGCUUGGCUUGCCUGAGGUUUCUGACUUCUUUGCUAAGCUAAUACAACGGGUGUCUCCUAAGAGUUACCAACAAGCUCAUGGUGAAGUUUUCGUCACACAGAAAUUUCUGGAAAAUUUCUGUGGUGAUCAGGUUCGCUUUCUAGCUAGGUCUUUUGCAGUACCAGGAAAUCAUCUGGGGCAGCAGAGCCAUGGUUUUCGCUGGCCUUAUGGACCAGUGGCGGUUAUUGCUCCCUUUAAUUUUCCCUUGGAGAUUCCUGUACUUCAGAUGAUGGGAGCGUUAUAUAUGGGGAAUAAGCCGGUCCUUAAAGUUGAUAGCAAGGUAUGUGUUGUUAUGGAACAAUUUCUUCGACUACUUCAUGAUUGUGGGUUACCUGCGGAUAACGUGGAUUUCAUAAAUUCAGAUGGAAAGACGAUGAACAAGCUACUCAUUGAGGGGAAACCACGCAUGACUCUCUUCACAGGUAGCUCAAGAGUGGCAGAGAAGUUAGCUGAUGACCUAAGUGGUCGAGUCAAACUAGAAGAUGCUGGAUUUGACUGGAAGAUCCUUGGGCCCGAUGUCCAUGAGGUGGAUUACGUUGCAUGGGUUUGUGAUCAAGAUGCAUAUGCAUGUAGUGGUCAGAAGUGUUCAGCUCAAUCAAUAUUGUUCAUGCAUGAGAAUUGGGGUAGAAGCUCUCUCUUAGAUAAAAUGACCGAGCUUGCUGCAAGAAGAAAGUUAGAUGAUUUAACUAUUGGUCCUGUCCUUACGGUUACAACUGAAGCAAUGCUAGACCAUGCGAAGAAAUUACUUCAGAUACCUGGAUCAAGACUGCUCUUUGGUGGUGAAGCCUUACAAAACCAUUCUAUCCCUGCAAUUUAUGGAGCCAUUAAACCCACUGCAAUUUUCAUACCACUUGAAGAAAUACUCAAAGAACAACAUUAUCAUCUCGUGACCAAAGAGAUUUUCGGGCCAUUCCAGGUUGUCACAGAGUACAAAGAUAAUCAGCUUCCGCUGGUUUUGAACGCCCUUGAAAAGAUGCAUGCACAUUUAACAGCUGCUGUGGUUUCAAACGACAUACUAUUCCUGCAAGAAGUAAUUGGAAAUUCAGUUAAUGGAACUACUUAUGCUGGAUUGAGAGCAAGAACAACAGGGGCUCCACAGAAUCACUGGUUCGGUCCAGCUGGGGAUCCAAGAGGAGCAGGAAUAGGUACUCCAGAAGCUAUAAAACUUGUAUGGUCUUGCCACAGAGAAGUCAUAUAUGAUGUUGGUCCCGUGCCACUCGGAUGGAAAACUCCAGCAUCUACUUGAGGAACAGCUGCAACCACUUAAAGCACUCGAGGAUGACAAUUAGAAAGCCUAACAUGAGAAUGCUUUAGAAAGAAUCCACUUGAGAUGUGCUGGAAGAAAUGCUUGGGUUACAUAAGAUCAAUUGGAUGUUAUUUGAAUGCUUAUGUUAAUGCAAACUUAUGAGCAGCUUAUAUAUCUAAUAAAUAAGAGAGCCAUUUUCGUAUUCCGGAAUAGUAUCUUCAUCAUUUUCUAUGAUUCUAUUCUAGGACCGUUAUAUAUACUGUCAAAAACAAUGAUA